AGAGAGUUCAGUGCCUCUUAGAAACGGCGUCAGUGCACUCGAGCAUAACGUCGCCAAGCAGCAUUUUAGAAGAGCGCGCCAUCCACACCAACGGCACUAGCCAUCGCUGACACUGUUGCGGACAUGACGCUGCGUCAUGCAUUGAUUAUAAGUUGCCUGUUGGCAUUUGUCUCCGCGGGAGAUGUGCCGCAAGUCUACACAGAGACAGGCCUCGUUUCUGGGGAACGGUUAAUGGUCAACAAACGCCAGGUGGACGCGUUCUUAGGAAUACCGUAUGCUACGCCUCCCGUUGGAGAUCUGCGCUUCAAGAAACCGGAGCCCGCGAAGCCCUGGAAAGGAACGCGCAGUGCUACGAAGAAGCCGCGUCCCUGCGUCCAGACGGACUUGCCACUGGCGGAAAAGCUUCCAUUCAAUUAUUCCAGCGCGAGCGAGGACUGCCUAUACCUCAACGUAUGGAGACCGGCGAAGCAUUGUGCAGCAUCCGUAUCCAAAUGUGACGCUAAGCUGCCCGUCGUCGUCUUCAUACAUGGUGGCGGAUUCCAGUGGGGAGACUCGGCGCUUUUCUUGUAUGAUGGAAGCAACUUCGCGCCGACAGCGAACGUCGUGCUCGUGACAUUCAACUACAGAGUCAGCAUCUUCGGGUUUCUGUCGCUCGACAACAAGAAGCUUCCAGGAAAUAUGGGACUCUGGGACCAAAACCUUGUACUUAAAUGGGUUCGUGCCAACAUUGGUUACUUUGGUGGUGACGCAAACGAUGUAACUCUUUGGGGACAGAGUGCUGGAGGUGCUUCAGCCGGAUUUCAUGCUGUUUCACCGCACAGCAAAGGACUGUUCAAGCGGCUUAUCAUGCAGAGCGGCACGCCCGCGCUCACAAUCCUGAACGUGUCUCACAGGAGGGCGGCCAGGAUGUCGGCGGUGGCAGACGCCGUCGGGUGCUUUGACCAUAAACGUAGCUUGAUGGAGCAGGUCGACGACGUAUUGUCCUGCAUGAAACGGGUGGACGCGCGUAAGAUACUCGAUGCUGUCAAAGCAGAAAAGCCACUGAACCAGUUCUACCCGCCCACACAUGGCGACGAGUUCCUUCCUAGUGAUCCUCUUUCCGAUGACACCUGGAAUCACCUGAACAUCAAGGAACUUUUCACGGGACACACGGCGAACGAGGGCAACUUCCUCAUGCGCAAUAUACGGCGUUCGGCUCCCGUUCUGGACAACAUCCUGAAUGAAGACUACCGCUUUAUUACAAACGUCGUUCUGUCGGUAAUGUUCCAGAUACCUAUUUCCACCGGCAGGCAUAUCGUGAAGGAGUACUUCGGCGACUACGACGAAAAGCACGACAAGAAAAAGGUGCUCGAGAUCCUGGACGACAUGUUCGGCGACGUUGUCUUCAACUGUCCCACGAUGUUCUUCGCGGAAAAGGCGUCCCAGCAAGGCAUCAAUACGUACGCGUAUAUCUUUGCCCAUGUCCCCACCACUUCGCCCUGGCCCAAUCGAAAAGGCCCGACGCAUGCGGACGAUAUCCCUUUCAUGCUGGGAUCCCUAGAUUUUGUCGCUGACCCGUCGAAGCUCACAGAUGUCGUGACAGAGAAAGCCAAGCAUCGUCUCGCUAUCGGGGCCGCGAGAAUCACAACAGAGGAGCGUGAGCUGGCUGACCAACUCCAGGAGAUGCUCUCCAUGUACUUCAGAACAGGGAAGCCAAAGAUUCCGCUGUCAAACGCUGAGUGGCCCAAGUACUCCGCCGAGAACCCGGAGUUCGUGUACCUGCAGCCUAACAACUACACCCGAGGCUUCGGCCCCAAGAGGGAACGUUGCGAAUACUGGAGACCAUUCCUACUCAAGCAGAGCGAAGGCGUAUCGCCUGAGCAGCCGUCACGGCGGUCCGAUGCGUCGUCCACAGAACCGUCGCCACCCGCCAAGCCAACACGAGCCGCUGUGCAGGAGACUGCUCCCAAGAGUGACGUCAGACUGGAGCUGUACUCUAGCUCGUACAUUCCCGAGCCGUCUAUCGUGCUGUUCACAUUCUUCGCCUUCAUCAUCUGGAUUUGCAUGGCGUAGUUAUAUCCCUCAACGGGGACCGUUGGGCAGCGAUUUCUCGAUAAGUAACAUAGUGUCUAGAAUCAUCGUCUAUCACUGAGUCACCAACUCACUUCGUUUUUGUAUCUUUGUAAAAGUGAGAAAACAAUGAGAUAACGUCAUGCAGCUUGCAAUAGCAAAAUAAGCACAACUAUUUGUACUGUAUAAGUACCUUGAUUUAGUGACUUCAUUGACUUUAUUGGGUAGUGCCCCGAUGCCUGGUUCAAACAUUGCAGAAAGCUUAAGUUUUCAUCAUCACGCAGCUUCCGCCCACUUUUGUACACCGAGCAACGUUGGCUUAAGUUCAUUUUUUUUGACAAAUUACAAAUGUAGAGGCAGCUGCGUGAUAGCGAUGCUCGUCUUUGGCGCUGUUUUAUCAUGAAAAAUUACAGUAAACAGGCAGGUGGUGAUUAGAGAGAAAGGGAGAACAAAGGAAAGGCAGACAGACUACCCAGUUUGCUACCCUUCGCGUGGGCAGAUGGAUGGGUGAGUGAAAGACAGGGGAAAAAGAGAGAGGACAGAAGUUGCAGGUUAUGGCACGUGCACUUCCAUCAUUUUUUUUAUUUAGCGGUUUCUUAUGAAAUGUGUCAUACCGUGUCAUUGUCACGCCUUCGGCAGCUUCUUUAGAGCGAUAGACACAAAUACUAACAGGGAUGUAUGUAAAAGUAAUGCUUUAUAUGAGAAAUAAAUCUGUGAUACUUAAGAUAGGUUGCAUGCCUAGCGACCGAGAUGUGCUUCUCGCUAUAGACUUACUCAUAAUGGAGGUCCAGGCAAAUUAUCUGUGUUGCAUAGGCAGUUGUAAAAAAUGUACGCACUGUUUCUUUAACGGAUUAAAAUUUCACUUUAUUUUAAUCAUGUUAAUAAUAUGAUCCGAUUGAAAACAGGCAUGGUGAUAAUGGCAGCGAAAAGUGACACAAACUAGGUUGUUCCUUUUCUUUUUUUUUAACUUUGUAGAAGCUAUCGCAGGUCUAGUGAGGCAUUUAUAUUGUAUUCUAAGUGAAGGAGACGCCGUGCUAUUGCACUUUCACAAUACUGUAGGAGCCAGAAGCGUAGCAGCGCUCUCCAAAUGAAGGG
Molecule: messenger RNA, 3144 nt
Organism: Dermacentor silvarum
Lineage: Eukaryota; Metazoa; Arthropoda; Arachnida; Ixodida; Ixodidae
Product: acetylcholinesterase-1
Exons: 3
Coding region: 124-2052 (642 amino acids)
Biological process (GO): acetylcholine catabolic process; choline metabolic process
Cellular component (GO): plasma membrane
Molecular function (GO): acetylcholinesterase activity
Source: RefSeq, a predicted model, not a curated record